This is a messenger RNA of Amphiprion ocellaris (clown anemonefish), 3953 nucleotides long. RefSeq names its product Ras interacting protein 1 (gene rasip1). Gene Ontology annotation, biological process: regulation of GTPase activity; negative regulation of Rho protein signal transduction; signal transduction. Bases 761 to 3745 code for a protein of 994 amino acids. Gene Ontology annotation, cellular component: cell-cell junction. The record is from RefSeq and is a predicted model, not a curated record. Gene Ontology annotation, molecular function: GTPase binding. The transcript is spliced from 18 exons. Lineage: Eukaryota; Metazoa; Chordata; Actinopteri; Pomacentridae.
AUUAUCAGGAUCAGACUCAUUCUUUGGACUGUUUUCAUCGGUCAGUUUGUCCUCUUGGUCAGCAGUAACAGCUAGAGAAGGUUUAUUUGUCAAACAUUUUGAAGCCCAAAUGUCCUCCAGUUCUGGAAUGAGCCAGAAACAGUAAACAGAGGGAGGUAGACGAAAGUAUUCAGAUGGUUUUUGGUUUAAUUAGUGCAGCUGGUCGAUCAGUAGACGGAUCUCAGGUGUGUCAGGUGAAGAGGAACAUGUGGAAACAUGAGAAAAACCAGCACAAACCAAAGGAAGAAGGAGAAAGCAGCAGGAAAGGGAGUCGAGGGAACCAAUGACACGAUGACAGUCACAUCCAGAAAGUCUCUGCCAACCGGGUUUAAAGGAAAUGUGUCAUCAAAGGACUUUAUUCUGGAAACUCGAGAGUUCAGCGGUUUCAGCAUGACAGGAUCGUGGAGUUGAUGGAAUGGUGUCCGUCUCGCCGAUCCGUCUGAGGACUAUGGAGGAUGGAUUCCGUGAAUCUGUGACGUCUCCGUCCUCCUUCCUCCUGCCGACGUCCAGACCCAGAGAGCAGAUGUGGUCCAGUCGGACAGAAAAACCAGAGAAAACCCAAGGAAAGUUGGAGUUAAAGAUGCUGCCGGUUCAGGAUCUGAGGCCUUAAGAAAUGGAUUUUAACUGUGAGGAGAAGAAAACGCUCAUCAUUUAAAGUGUCUGAAUUCAGGAGGAGAAGAAGAAUCAGGAAACGCUGCCAAGGGAUCAGAAGCAACUGUGGAUGGAGGGGUCUGGAAGUCCUCGCUUCAGAAAGCUUCACUUCCCGGUGGGUUUGUGGAUCAACUCGCCCCGGAAACACUUCGCCAAACUGGGUGGUCGCUGGCCGAGUGCCAUCUCUGUCAAGUCGACCACCAGCUCGGACGCCGCCUCCCUCCACGACGCCCCCUCUGCUCCAUCCUCCUGCCUCUCUACCUCCACCCCCUCGCUGGCGUCCCCCGCCCCGUCCCCGUCUCCGUCCCCGGCCUUCCUGCGGCCGCGGCCCGCCGGCCCUCAGUCCCGCACCAAGCGCCUUUCCCACCUCUUCCUGCGGGGGCGCUCCAACAGUGACCGGGACCGGGCGGUGGGCGAGCGUGAGAGGGAGGUGUGGGCCCACUCCGCCGCCCCGUCCUCCCACCACUACCUGCCCCCGGCCUCCUCUACUGCCCCGGGGCUGAUCAAGAUCUACGGCGAUGCCCUCUCCAGCGGCGCCAACUACCGCUCCCUGCUGGCCAACGCCCACUCCACGGCCCGGCAGCUCAUCGCCCAGGUCAUCACCCGCUACACCGAGAGGGAGCGCGACGAGACGGACGACGCAGUUCUGCAGAAGCACAGCCCCGAGGACUUCCUGCUGUGCGACGUCAUCGGAAAGCCCGUCCAGCAGCCAGAUGGCGCCGUCAGGUGGGAGACGGAGUGCCGGAGGAGCGUCGCCGCCUGGGAAUGUCCUCUGCUGCUGGUGGACAUGUGGAGGCCCAAGGACGGCUUCGAGCGGCGCUUCGAGAUCCAGAGGAAGGACGACUAUGAGAGGGAGGAGAGGGAGAAGGAGCAGGAGAGGGAGGGGGAGAACUACCAAGGUGUGCGCUGGAGGCGGAGCCGGAUGUCAUCAGGCGGACCGGAGGAAACGGAGCGAGGACAUCGGGGCAGGAACACGGAGCUCAGGAGGAGCAUCAGCGACAUGAACCUGAGUCUGCGCCGUCGCCAGGGCAACCACGUCGCCAACGAGCCCCGCGGCCAUGGCAACCGGCCCAACAACGGCAGCACGGCAACGCACGACAGGAAGAACAUCGUUAGCAUGAUCAACCCGCAGCCAGGAGAGGUCAGAGCGUCCAGAGCCGAGGCGAAGGUCGGAUGGACGAACCAGCCGGCAGAGGACGAGAAGGAUUACUCCAGCUGUGACCUGGAAGUGAUGUCACAGAGCCUGAUCCUGCCGCCCACGGACCGGCCCUACUUCCUGCUGCUGCAAGGCUACGACCAGAGCAAGGACUUUGUUUUGUACAUCAUGACGGCUCAUACCCAUGUGUUCGGGAGGAAACCUACGAUGAGGGAGCGAGAGAAGGACCGAGAGAGGGAGAGGAAGGGCAAGAGGCCCCUGAAGGUGGAGACCUUCCUGUCGGCUCCAGACCUGCUGGCCAGACACCUGCUGGUCCGGAGAGACUCUGCUGUUCCUGACACACCUGUCGGACAAGCCCUGAUGCGUCCCUUCAGAGGAGGAGCCGUCACCCAUAACGGCGUGGCCUUAUACCGGGAGGCCGUCCUGAAGCCCGGUGACGUCAUCGGGCUGGGGAACCACUUCCUGUUCCUGUACCGUGACCCCCGUGUGACCCCGGCUCCCCCUCCGGCCCUGACGCUGCCCUGGCAGGCCGAUUCCAGCUGCUGCCCGUCGGGGCUGGUGGACCGGCAGGAGGCCCUGAGGCAGUACCUGGGCUCCACGGAGGCGGAGCUAAAGUUCCAUCCUCGCCAUGCCGAUGCCUUGCUCCAGGAGAUCAUCUCUAAGAACUCCUCACCGGACUCUGGUGGAGGACCUUUAGCUCCGGCUUACCUCCUGUCAAUCAUGAUAGACCACGCCUCCAAACACCUGGACCCCGCCCUCACACCUCAGAUACUACUCAAGUCGGCCAAUCUCAUUAAAGAAAUAGUCUGGGAUAACAUUAAGGAAUUCGGGGACAAGCAUCCCACGCAAAACUCCACAGAGCAGGAGGCGGAGAUCGGAGCUCCCAACGUCCAGAAGCUCUCCUCGGAUCUACGGCCGCUCAUGUUCUGGAUGUCCAACGCCACCGAGCUGCUCAACUUCUUCCAGGUCAAAGUGGAGACCAUGGAGAAGGAGUGGGAGUUCGAAGCUCCUGGAGACCCCGUCCUCACCGCCGACAUGGACACCUGUUCAGAGGCUCUGGCUCAGCUUGAUGACGUCAUCAUGCACACCUUCCAGCAGUGUGUUUACCACCUGACCAAGACGCUGUACUCGCUGCUCCCAGCCCUCCUGGACUCCAACCCGUUCUCCAGCGAGGAGAAGGAGAAGGAGAAGGACGGAUGUGGAGGAGCGUCUGGGGAGGAGAAGCGAGGAGGUGAAGAGGAGGUGGACGACGUGUCGGCUCUGCCUCCGAAGGUGGCCGGACUGGUGGAGGUCUAUCGCUGCUCCCUGAUGCUGUCCAGAGAAGCCUGUCUGUCGCCACCACUCACCUCCCAGACCUUCGGCUACCUCUUCUUCUUCACCAACACCUCCCUGCUCAACACGCUGCUGGAGAGAGACGGCCUGUUUUCUUGGUCCAGGGCGGUUCAGAUCCGGACCAACCUGGACCUGGUCCUGGACUGGCUGCAGGGAGCCGGACUAGGAGACAUCGCCUCCGAGUUCAUGAAGAAACUCUCCAUCACCGUCAACUUCCUGUGCAUCCCGAAGACCCGGCUGAUCCAGUCGUCGUGGAGCAGCCUCCAGGAGGACCACGCCCUGCUAAGCGCCUCCCAGCUCCAUCACCUGCUGACCCACUACAAGCUGGGCCCGACCAGAGCUCCUCCGGCCUCCUGGGCUCCUCCACCCGGCACCGAGCUCAGCGGAGACAUCUUCGAGAGCUUCCUGGACCACCCUCCCCUCAUCCUGCCCAAUGAGACGCCUCGCCUCGACCUCUCCCAGCCAAUCCCGAGCCCCGAGCUGCAGAAGGAGGUCACACGGCUGCGCACCUUCCUGUGGGGGCUGGACCAGGACGAGCUGCCGGCCAAUCAGAGGACUCGGCUCUGACAACGCCCAUAUUAGGAAACUUCUAACUUCAUAUCGCUUCAUUUAUGCCUUCUAGAUAUCGUCAGGUAGAAUAAACGAGCUCCUGUGGUUGGUCUCUGUGGAUUUAUUUCAGCCCGCUGCUGUUUUUCUCUGCAAGAAAGGGUUUCUUGGCUUCCAUGUAUGUUUUCAAACUGCUUGUUUUUAAUAAAACGCUGAGUUCUGGUGUGAA